Messenger RNA from Cynara cardunculus var. scolymus (artichoke), 1233 nucleotides. Its product is annotated as E3 ubiquitin-protein ligase RGLG4. NCBI's taxonomy places the organism in Eukaryota, Viridiplantae, Streptophyta, Magnoliopsida, Asterales, Asteraceae. The coding region runs from base 1 to 1230 and encodes 409 amino acids. The record is from RefSeq and is a predicted model, not a curated record. The transcript is spliced from 11 exons.
AUGGGCAAUAUUUUAUCUCAGAUUCGUGGUCAUAUUGCAGCAAGGAAAAGACCAUCGCCACCGCAACCAUCGCAGCCACCACCACCACCACCACCACCAAACCUGUCAUUAGUUCUUAAUCCGAAAGGUCCAAGUAGAUCUGGAUCUAGAAAAUCAAGAAAUGGCUCCAAGAACAAGUAUGCGUACAUCCCGGACAACUAUUCUUCGUUAGAACAGGUUACACAAGCACUAAGAGAAUCUGGAUUAGAGUCUUCUAAUCUUAUCCUUGGAAUAGAUUUCACCAAGAGUAACGAAUGGACAGGUAAAGUUUCAUUCAAUAAUCGUAGCCUUCAUGCGAUUGGUGAUUUUCCAAAUCCGUAUGAGAAGGCCAUAUCUAUCAUCGGACAGACCCUUGCUCCUUUUGAUGACGACAAUUUGAUUCCGUGUUUUGGAUUUGGCGAUGCAACGACACACGAUCAGGAGGUGUUUAGCUUUCACGAUGAUGCUUCCCCUUGUCAUGGCUUUGAGGAAGUCUUAACUUGCUACAAAAGGGUUGUUGCAAAUGUGCAAUUGGCUGGACCAACAUCUUAUGCAGCUGUUGUCAACGCAGCCAUGGAUAUAGUAGAGAAAAGUGGAGGUCAAUUUCAUAUUCUAGUCAUCAUAGCAGAUGGCCAGGUUACAAGAAGUAUCAAUACAAGUGAUGGAGAUGUCAGUUUGCAGGAGCAGAAAACCAUUAGCUCAAUUGUUGAAGCAAGUUUGUAUCCUCUCGUGAUCGUUCUUGUUGGCGUCGGAGAUGGUCCAUGGGACGACAUGAGAAAGUUCGAUGACAAGAUUCCUACUCGUGGGUUCGAUAAUUUUCAGUUUGUCAAUUUUACCGGUAUCAUGUCAAAAGAUUCAAGUCCGCCUCACAAAGAAGCGGCUUUUGCGUUGGCAGCCCUUAUGGAGAUCCCAAUACAAUACACGGCUGUCACCGAACUCGGCUUACUUGGACGGGUGACUACGAAUAGGAAGAGAAUAACUCCACGACAACCUCCUCGUCCGAGAGGCCAUGCUCAUGUUCCUCAAGGAAUUACCAACCCGACAUCUACAGAAAACGACGAAAACAAGACCUGUCCAAUCUGUCUCACAAAUGAUAAGGAUAUGGCCUUUGGGUGUGGACAUAUGGCUUGUCGAGAAUGCGGAUCAAGAUUAAGCCGUUGCCAUAUAUGUCGCCAGGAAAUCAGCUCCCGGAUCAGGCUAUAUACGGGAUGAUUG